Molecule: messenger RNA, 1647 nt
Organism: Achroia grisella
Lineage: Eukaryota; Metazoa; Arthropoda; Insecta; Lepidoptera; Pyralidae
Exons: 3
Coding region: 23-1255 (410 amino acids)
Source: RefSeq, a predicted model, not a curated record
CAGCAUCCUGGAUUGAGCGACCAUGGACACCUUACUGCGUGCUGUUUUAAUCGUGUUUUGUUUUAAAUACGCUGCAUUUAGUGACUCUCCGUGUACCAUCGAGCUGGAAUGUCGUGAGUGCAUCCCGGACAACAUGCCGUUGGUGACGUCACACCGCUCCGAGAACGGCACCAUCACAGCGGCUGCGGGAGAUGAGGUGGUGCUGGUGUGCAGCGGAGGGAAGUUCCUCGCGUACCCUCUGAGGGACACGCUCACUGUCGUCUGCAAACAGGGACGCUACAGGGUGCCUCACGAUGGGUCGCUCAAGCACCUGAUAGAGCUCGGCUGCCAGGAGAACGUGUUUGAAGAUGUAUUGCAUGAGGUGGCCGGAUGUGCGCCCCCGCUGCAGGGCCGCGCGUACCAGGGCGCGGGGGGAGGGCGCGUGGCGCACGUGGCUGCGCUGUGCUACGACGCGGAUCGUGGUCUGUUGCGGCAUGCGCACCUCACCGCCGCGCGGGGCAACGACCUCCGUUUACCCCCCCACUCACACCACACCGCGCCCCUAACGCUACUCGGCAACUUCAACCACAUGUUCGACGCCAAGAACCGCCAGGACGCAGAGAUGCUGUACUCUGACGACGCGCGCUUAAACCGCCGCCUCCACGAGCUGCUCAAGCACGAGCCCCACACGUUCGCAGACCAGACGCUGACUGCGGUCAAACUGCUCAGUCCGCACUACUUCGAAGACCAGAACAUGCGCGUGACAGACUUCGCGUCGAACAAAGCGGCCGUGUGGCGCAGUGUAGCGGCGGGCAACUUGCUGCACUUGCAGCGCGACGUCGCUCGCGCGAUCAGACUCACACAUUCGCGAGCCGUCGCCGUCGUUACGGGUACGCAGGGAGUCGCCGAGAUGCGAACGGGCCAUCACCAAACUCGACUGUUCUUAAAGGCGGGCGAAAGGUUCCCAGUACCGAAGUACAUUUGGAUGGUGGUGGUCGACUACAGUCGACGUCGGGCGCUAGCCGUAGUGGUCCUGAACGACCCGUUCGUGGCAGUCAGCGAGAUCAAGGAGGCCGUGUUCUGUGACAGUGCCUGUAACGCCGUCAAUUGGAUCCACGAGCUGAAGAAAAACCGUAACUACGAAACGCCCGUGUACGGGCUCGCGUUUUGUUGCAGCUUACAGAAUUUCACCAAAGUAGUUACAGACGUGCCUAGUGAUCUUCGAAUGAAUAUCUCAGAUUUCGGUGUAUUGACCGAUUUAACUAGUGAUGAGUAAUUUCUCAAUGUAGUACGCAGUAGAUGACCCACGUGUCGAUAUUAAACUUUAUACUAACGAGUCAGUACGUUGUUAGUCUUAUCUGUGGUUGUAAGAUAUUGAACUUUAUGGAUAAGAACAUAAUAUAUUUGUGUGUAUGAAAUGCCACUUUUACUGAUUUUGUAUUUAACUAGCUGCACCCGCGACUUCGUCUGCGUGGAAUUUAACUUUGUCUAAAAUAAAAGUAGCCUAAGUUACUCCUUAUUACAUCGGCUACCCGCCAAAAAAAGUUCCGUCAAAAUCGGUUCAGACAUUUCAGAGAUUAGCCGGAACAAACAGACAGAGAAACGUUAUAAAAAAAUGUUAUUUUGGUGUAUGUACCGUAUCUCAAUAAAGAGUAAUUAUUAUUAUUA